UCGAACCGCAGCUCUUGACCAUUGCGCUCUCAAAGCCGACGUCUGACCACUCAACCCUCAGAAAGGACACUUGCCUCUCCAACGCGCACUCGCGACCCACGCGCAGGAAUACACGCUCGUUCCGCGCAUACAGCUGCACAGCGCCCGCCCAGAAUGAUGAAGACGGAGGGAGGCUCGCCGUCCUUUGGCGAAGGCGGCUACAUGGACGACGAAUUCUAUGAGGACACUGGCGAACUCUCACUGCCGCGUGAAGGCGAGAAGCACGUCAUGAUCGCCCGCAUCCCGGACUGGCUAUACGACCACCUCACGACCUGGGACAAGUUCCUCGCGCAACCUGGCGACGACAAUGAGAAGAUCACCCUCGGCGAGGUCUUGUCUCUGCCCCCGGACAACGCUUACGACCGGAACAAAGCUCAGAAGGAUGGAAAGAAGCCGUCAGUCAAGCGGGAAGGCCCGCCAGAACCACCGUCCAUGCGCAUCUUCUUCAACAGCGACUGGAACAAAGUGACCAAGCUCCCGACCGCCUACGAGAUCGAGGGCCAGACCGUCAACGAAACUCUGCUGAAGAACACGUACGUCUUCACCGAGAAAGACCUUCCCGGGUACAAGCACAACGGUGCCGGACAAAACAAGGCCAACCCCUCCAACGGCGCGGUGCAAGACCCCAAAGCGCGCGUCAAGAAGAGCAAAUACAAAAAGGCCAUCCCCAAGCAGACGGCCCUAAUCGGCAGCGUCAACACGCAGUACCUCGCGAAGCCGCUCAACACGGCCGAAUUCAUCGCCUUCAACACGGCGCGCACCAAAGAAGCCAUCCAGGGCCGCAACUCGAGCACCAACAUCAUGACCGAGAUCGUCGACGAGGUCACCGUCAUGAACAACCUGCAGAACCACUUCGACGGCUUCGUGCGCCCCGAUAAGAAGCGCAAGUCCCAGCAGAACAAGUUCGCCCGCCUGCCCCGCAACGAGCUCAUCGACAUCCUGCACGCCGCCUUCGACAACCACAAGUACUGGCCCAUGCGGGCGAUCAAGCAGCACACCAAGCAGCCCGAGGCCUAUCUCAAGGAGGUCCUGCCGUCGCUGGCCGUCUUGAUCAAGAGCGGCCCCUUCGCGAGUUACUGGAAGAGAGACGAUUCCUACGAUCGACCGUCUCUGCAUGAUGGCAUAGCCGAUAUCAAGAUUGAAGAGGAGGAGGACGACGAGGAAGACGAGGAAAUGGAAGAUGUGGUUUGAGACGGUGUCGAUGGGUGAGCGUUUUAGCUUGCAUCGGGAUGGCGUUUGGGAUUUGUGUGGGCGUCGAUCAUUCGGCUGCUCCUUUGCGGUAUCAGCAUCCGUGCGGAGUUUUGGGUUUUCUUAUUAAAUUCGUCACUCCCGUCGUGGGAUAGUCUCGAGAUUGUGUAGGAUAGGCGGCGGGGAUUCGUUGUGCGGUCAGGAAUACCCAAUGAAAACAUCACCAACC
Molecule: messenger RNA, 1456 nt
Organism: Paraphaeosphaeria sporulosa
Lineage: Eukaryota; Fungi; Ascomycota; Dothideomycetes; Pleosporales; Didymosphaeriaceae
Exons: 1
Coding region: 154-1230 (358 amino acids)
Biological process (GO): transcription by RNA polymerase II; transcription initiation at RNA polymerase II promoter
Cellular component (GO): transcription factor TFIIF complex
Source: RefSeq, a predicted model, not a curated record